Messenger RNA from Spirometra erinaceieuropaei, 2862 nucleotides. The record is from the annotation of a GenBank genome assembly. Lineage: Eukaryota; Metazoa; Platyhelminthes; Cestoda; Diphyllobothriidea; Diphyllobothriidae.
AUGAGGGGAGUGUCAAACUUUAAGGCCAGUUUAACGAUUGACGACAGGCAAGCUGUUUCAUCACCGGAUCCGUCAGGAAAUACUAACGGCCAGCUUGAACACGACCAGGAUGUCAAGCUGAGCAUUGAAGUGGACGGCGUAAACCCGGAGAAUCCACCCCCAAUACAUGUAGAUAUUCAGGGUAAAAUUGAAGUACCCGGUGGGGAGGUUAUCCACAAUGAAGACGCUAUGGAUAUGAAUAUUACUCGCUCGGGCGGUGGGAUCGGUGUGUUCGAUGUUACGGUGGAUGCCAAUAGUGAGUAUCCGCGCAAGCCAGAACCAGCUGAGGACGCGGAGAUGGUUAGAACACUCAGUUACGUGCUUACCACAAAUGCCAUCGAAGAAGCUCAACGGGUGGUUUCUGGCGGGCCAGCAGUCGAUGAUUCCCAUGGAAUUAUGGGCCAAUUGAUAGCAGAACAAGUCAUUGGAGCCACUGAAAGCAGCCUCCUCGAAAGCCUUGCAAGUCGACCCGCAAAAACACAAAGUCAGGACGAGACUUCUCGGGGUCAUGAGGUGAGUCAGAUGUUCCUGAGGGUGUUUACACCUUCAAGUCGUGAGGUAGCCCCAGUCGGACAAUUCUUAAACCCUGAGGGUCGAGUCAUGUUCCGUGCGUCUUCUGAAGCUCACACGCAACCUACAGAGACCUCUAUCUACGCAAAGAUUUUUAUCCGCCCGAGUUCAGAAGUGGCUUCCGGUUAUACCACCCCUCACUGUACCACCGUUACAACAAGGUCCAUGGAAAGCACUGGUUCGAAGGCGGGAAGUUCUAGAGCACCUAGUCCGUUUGAUGGGGAAAAGCAUUCCAUGAAGCUCUUGGCUGUCACGGCUGCUUGUGGUGGUUACGACGCGGUUGGUGGAUACGGCAAUGUGUUUGAUGGUGAGCAACACGCGGCGAAACUGAGGGCUAUUAUUGCACAUUGUGAAAAAGACGACUACGAGAUAGACGGUGGAAUGGAUCCUACCCGAAGAGCCAGCCGAGCGUUGGCAGCGCAAGUUCUUCGUGGAGCCGAACGGAAAUAUAGGGCCAGCAUGAGUCCGAGCUGGAUGAAUCGCAGCCCAAGCACCUUUAACCGACUCUUCACUCCGUCAAGCCACGAAAAAUUCCGCGCCUACAGCCAUGGAAUAUCAGAGGCCUCAACAGUAACUACGGCCUCUACUGCGCCUGCGAAACAGCCUGCUCCAAUGGAGACGCAAUUUGUCCGUGGACCUCCGCUGCAGCGCAUGACAACGUCGGAUUCGCAGGCUACAAUGAGUUCAGUAGAGUACAAACCUAGUUUUGAUGGUGAAAAACACGCUGCAAUGGUGGAGGCCCUAACAGCUGCUUGUCCUGCUCAUGAAGGAGACAUAGAUUUUGUGCCUCCAGGGAAGCGUAUUUGCAAGUGUAAGGGCGUCACCCGACUCGUUGAUAUCCCCCGUGGAGCCGUUCCACCUGAAGAGGCUCGAAGAGCCAGCCGCCUGCUUACAGCCCAGGUUCUCCAGGGAGCGGAGCAGAGAUACAGGGCUAGUAUGCAGCCGGGACGUCCCGGCCAACUGAGUAUCAGCAGACUAUUCACUCCAUCUAGUCAUGAAGUUUUUACUGGCCCGCUUCAAGGAGCACCCAAGGCAUCUACCAUGUCCACUGGUAGUGUCACUUCUGCAAGGUUGUUCACCCCAGCGAGGAGGGAUGUUUCCGUGGUUGCAUCUCAGCCACACCGUUUGCUAAAGAUGGAUUCCAAGUCCUCGGUCAAAGUGGAUGCUUUUGAGGGAGCAAGGCGUGAAAGUAAGAUUAUCGCCGGUACGGCCCUCCGUAAAGCAGAAGAGAGGUUGAGUUCUAUCGCCGCCGACAUCGCUGGAGGCAUUCCCCCAGGGAAACGCAUCUGCGUAUGCAAGGGUGUCACGAGACUUGUUAAUAUUCCUGGUUAUGGUCUCCCCGAAAACGACGCGGCCCGCAGACGAGCAAGUCGUGUGCUGGCCGAAAAGGUUAUUCAAGAUGCCCAGGAGAAGAUCCUGUCCGCCCGACAUCGAUACACUUCAGGAAACUCGAUUUCCCUACUUUUUACACCGGCGAGUCGCGAUGUCUUUGGUAGUGUUUCGGCCGGUGGCACACAAACGCGCGCCAACAGUGUCGUCGCUCGGCUCUUUACUCCAAGCAUGAAAGACAUUGCCUUCCUACCUGCGCGAUCCGAGACCUAUAGCUCACGUGGACAACAGGAGAAUCACUACUUUGGUAGUCUGUCAGACCCCUUUAGCAGCAAACACUCGGAGUUCUCAAGUCUUGCUGAGAGUACCCACCAGUCAACACUCGUGGACUACCAGAAACCACCCACCGGAUAUUCAGAACCAGCGAGCGGCCGACGGCACAAACACCAUCGUCAUCGAAGUCAUCACAAGGAGAAGACGCGAUCGACACACAGAUUCAGUUCGACUAGUUCACGUGAAAUCAUUGGUCACUGCUCAGCCAGUUGUUGCUGCAGUUGGAGUCUGGGUACGGGAACACAGGGCAUCAAUCAGCUGUACCCCAAUAUCACCCUCAUGGAGUCUCUGCUGAUGAGCUCUAAUAUGUUGCGUACGUAUGUGGAGAGCGUCAAGAGCGGUGGAACCACUCAGGACGAAGUAAUGCAGAAAAAGGCCUUUGAAGGGUUGAUAAGCCUUGUGGAGAAAAUUGUGGCUGACAGAACAUCCUCCACCGCCGAGGGUCAGAUUGACCUGAAAAAAUGUGAAGCUCUGCAAAAGGUCCUUGAGGAUGCGCUCUAUAGCAUCAGCAGGGCGGACUCUGAGGCGAGGAACGAAGUUGAAGUCCUCGAAUGCGGUCAUAAGGAGUCUGUUCCAGUGCUUAAAAACUAG